AUGGAUAAGGCAAAUAUAGUUUUAAAAUUUGAUAAUCAAAUGAAUUAUCAUAAAUCAGAACCAUUGGCAAGUUUACCACUUCAAAUAUCUAUAUCAUGCCAUAUUGCUUUAUAUCUUCCAUUAUUAACUUCUCAAAUAAUAUGUUUUAUUUUAAAGUACAAGUAUCUAUCAUCAAUUUAUUGUGAUAUUUUAAUAGCUAUAUUUAUUGUACAUUACACAAUAGAAAUUAUUCGAUUAUAUUUAGCAUAUGCUGGAAACAAGGGAGAAAAUAUUCCAAAUUUGUCUGGUGCUUGGAUAACUGGAUUGAUACUUCAAUUACCAGUAACAUGUUUUUUAUUAUUCAAUCCAGAUAUAAUACCAUUACCAUUGGAACUUUUUACUCAAUCAAUUCAUUUUAUUUUACUUAUAAUAGAAAUAGUUACAGGAUUUUUUACAAUUCAUAUUAUAGCUGAUUAUCAAGUUAAAAUAUUUAAAAAUAAAAUUCUUAUGGAUGAUAACAAAAAAAACAAUUAA
Strongyloides ratti is the source of this 513-nucleotide messenger RNA. Its product is annotated as Transmembrane protein 17. The transcript has 4 exons. Gene Ontology annotation, cellular component: ciliary transition zone. The coding region runs from base 1 to 513 and encodes 170 amino acids. The record is from RefSeq and is a predicted model, not a curated record. Gene Ontology annotation, biological process: non-motile cilium assembly. NCBI's taxonomy places the organism in Eukaryota, Metazoa, Nematoda, Chromadorea, Rhabditida, Strongyloididae.